Megalobrama amblycephala (Wuchang bream) is the source of this 2482-nucleotide messenger RNA. RefSeq names its product wingless-type MMTV integration site family, member 7Ba (gene wnt7ba). Bases 1238 to 2299 code for a protein of 353 amino acids. The record is from RefSeq and is a predicted model, not a curated record. Gene Ontology annotation, biological process: neuron differentiation; cell fate commitment; positive regulation of JNK cascade. Gene Ontology annotation, cellular component: extracellular region. Gene Ontology annotation, molecular function: frizzled binding; cytokine activity. The transcript has 4 exons. NCBI's taxonomy places the organism in Eukaryota, Metazoa, Chordata, Actinopteri, Cypriniformes, Xenocyprididae.
AAGUAAAAUAUCUAGCUUCCUCCAGACCGCCUUCCACAGUGUAAUGCCUCUCGCAGUUCAAAACGUUUACACUAUGUCCUACGCUUUGUGUAUUCAACUUACGAAAAAAGUGUAACUGACGCGACAUCAGUUACACUUUCUUCCUAAGUUGAAUACGGAAGGCGCUCUGGCGGAAGUUAGAUAUUUUAGAUUGUAACUUGUUAAAUAUGGAUAUUUUUCUUACAUAAACGCGUCGUUUCCUUUCAGAAGGCCUUUAUGAACUAAUCAUUUAAGCUGGCUUUUCCAAAAGAGGCUGUAACUUGUCAGAUCAUUAUACAGUCUGCAAAAUAUUCAAUGACUUUUCAAUGAAAUAAUCAACAUGAAGGCAAUUUCUUGACAGUAAGCUUCGUCUCACGCAACAGAACUGUUUUGGCACUAUUAGCAAUGUCUUAAACACUUAAUGUGAUAGGUAAGUGUGUAAUAAAGCGAUAUAUAAUCACAUAGGCUAACGUUACUUAUGUUUUGACGAUAUACCGUCUGAUACGAUGUUCUGUUGCUAUUACCUCCUCAGCCGAACGAAUGUUUUUUCAAACCCUUUGAAAUAUACUUAACACGUAAAAAGAAUAAAUACUUUUGAAUGUUUACUUCAGUUGAGAAAGCACAAAUCUUAAUUAGGAUCAGACCUUCUCAAACUCCCUCAUAAUUCGCACCCAUAUAGCUUCUAAUGGUGACUCAUGCCUGCCAUCUACAGCGAUGAGAGAAGCUGCAUGCAUCAUUUACUAAACGGAAUUGUUGUCGGCCAAAGCACAACACUUUAUAAAUCCUGAGUUUUCACUUCCUUGCUAGUUUUAAACAAGGUCUCCCCAAUAGACCAUGAUGUGAAUAUUAUUAAUAUUAAUAAAAGAAAUGAUUUCAAACCAGAUUCCUGCGCAUUCCUAAUCAAUAUCUUCGAAAUUAAGCGCAAUAUAUCACAAAAAGGCGGAGAUGUCACUCAACCGUGCCCGUAAAGGUGGGCGGACUGGAGUGUCCCCCCCUCUGCCAAUGGCAAAGCACCGACACAAGACCCGAAAUCCCUAAAAUCAGCCGUCAGCCCGCGGCGGGGAACACACUCUGAAUUAGCCCCUAUCGCGCAGGAGAUGACGGAUCGUGUCUCCGCGCCCGCAGCUCACGCACGGACCGCGGCGCGCCGAGCAGCAGCGUAACGUCACGACAAAACUUCAGAAGUUCGCUUUCUCCACGCGCUCUCUUCAAUGUCACCAUGCGCAGCAUCUCAUCCUGCGGUGCAUUGCUGUCAGUCUACUACCCCCAGAUCUUCCUCAUCCUCACCAGCGGCAGCUACCUGGCUUUGUCUUCAGUCGUGGCUUUGGGCGCGAACAUCAUCUGCAACAAGAUUCCCGGCCUGGCCCCCCGACAGCGUGCCAUCUGCCAGAGCCGCCCAGAUGCCAUCAUCGUCAUUGGAGAGGGCGCUCAGCUGGGCAUCAACGAGUGCCAGUAUCAGUUUCGCUACGGACGGUGGAACUGCUCUGCCCUUGGCGAGAGGACCGUCUUUGGGCAAGAGCUGAGAGUAGGUAGCAAGGAGGCUGCAUUUACCUACGCCAUCACGGCAGCAGGUGUUGCCCACGCUGUGACAGCAGCCUGUAGUCAGGGCAACCUGAGCCACUGUGGCUGUGAUAGAGAAAAGCAGGGCUAUCAUGACCAGGAGGAGGGCUGGAAAUGGGGCGGCUGUUCGGCAGACGUCAAAUAUGGAGUGGAGUUCUCAAGACGCUUUGUGGAUGCCAGAGAGAUUAAAAAAAAUGCAAGGAGACUAAUGAACCUGCACAAUAACGAAGCUGGAAGAAAGGUUCUAGAGGAAAGGAUGAAGCUGGAAUGUAAAUGUCAUGGCGUCUCCGGCUCAUGCACCACAAAAACCUGCUGGACGACUUUGCCGAAAUUCAGAGAGAUCGGCUACGUACUUAAGGAGCGUUAUACCACUGCGGUUGAGGUGGAGGCUGUGAGAGCCACGCGUUUUCGCCAACCCUCCUUCUUGCGUCUCAAGCAGUCCCGUGGGUACAUAAAACCCACCGACACAGACUUGGUUUACUUGGAGCGUUCACCCAACUAUUGCGAGGAAGACGCUGCGACGGGGAGCGCAGGAACGAGAGGGCGCCUGUGUAACCACACAUCUCCUCACACGGACGGCUGCAACCUGAUGUGCUGUGGCCGAGGCCACAACACCCACCAGUACACACGCGUAUGGCAGUGCAACUGCAAGUUCCAGUGGUGCUGCUUUGUUAAGUGCAACACCUGCAGCGAAAAGACAGAGGUGUUCACCUGUAAAUGAGCGAGUGGAAGAGUUGAAAAGACAAGGAAGAAAGGCAAGAAGCCAAUGGAGAGAAACAGGAAGUGUUUGAAAGAGAAAUGGAAGUGUCGAACAUAUACACGGCUUCGUUUUGCACAUCAGGCAGUCUUUAUGCAAGAAAGGCCAUUGCCGAGGGAGAUGGGGAUGAAUAAUGAAGAUGCUGGA